This is a messenger RNA of Desarmillaria tabescens, 210 nucleotides long. RefSeq names its product NADP-dependent oxidoreductase domain-containing protein. The transcript has 2 exons. The record is from RefSeq and is a predicted model, not a curated record. Lineage: Eukaryota; Fungi; Basidiomycota; Agaricomycetes; Agaricales; Physalacriaceae. The annotation marks the transcript as partial. Gene Ontology annotation, cellular component: cytoplasm.
UCUAAAGAGAAAUUUCCCAAGAUUCUUGAUCUCGUUGAUCGUUUGAAAGUCAUCGCGCCAAAACAUAGCGCGACGCCUGGUCAAGUUACCCUCGCGUGGAUCCUUGCACAGGGCGACGACUUUGUUGUCAUUCCUGGGACGAAGAAGAUCAAGUAUCUGGAAGAGAACCUCGGAGCGGCCAAGGUGAAGCUCAGCCAAGAGGAGGUCGCA